CAGCGCUGUGACGUCAUUGUGCUGUAUGUCUUCCAGCCCCAUUCCGGUGCGCCGUUCAGCACCGACACGCUGGACAGCUCCGGUGGGCGGAGCCUCGAGGGGGCGUGUCCCGACAACGCCACGCCCCCCCGUCAUCACGCUGCUGCCACGUGACCAGCCGGUACCAGUGGGCGUGGCUUCGCUCCGUUCCUCCUUUCCCAUUGGCCACCCCGUGUUGGGGGCGUGGCCUGGAGCCGUUACCUGGAGACCGCGUGUCUCGGCUCCAUCCUCGCUCUCCCAUUGGCUGAGGCCGCCCGGUUCCGGCGGAGCCGCGCUCAAGAUGGCGGCGGCGCUGGAGGCGGCGGUGGGCACGGCGUGCAGCUGGGGGCUGGCACCGGCUCUGGAUCUCCGGCAGCACCUCCCGGACACCGACAGCCGCGAUGUGACGGCGCUGCUGGUGGGGGCGGCGGAGGGGCGGCACGUCCUGCUCACGGCAGCUCGCAUUUACCGGGAGCCGCGCUCCGCCAUCACGAUGUUCGUGGCCGAGCAGCGCCCCGAGCCCGUGGCCCGGCAGCUCCUGUUCCUUCUCCUCGCUACCACCGAACCGACGGGGAGCAGCGGGCUGCGCGCUCGCGCCGCCGCCAUCUUGGAGCUGCUGGGCUCCGUCCGGCUCCGUCCCAGCACCGACCGGAUCCUGCGCGGCGCUGCCGGGCGGCUCCGGAGAUGGGUAACGGCAGGGGGGGCGGCGGGAGCCCCCCCGGAAUGGAGCUGA
Molecule: messenger RNA, 751 nt
Organism: Coturnix japonica (Japanese quail)
Lineage: Eukaryota; Metazoa; Chordata; Aves; Galliformes; Phasianidae
Source: RefSeq, a predicted model, not a curated record